AUGUUAAUGGUCACAUACACAUGGUUAGCAGAUGUUAUUGGUCACUUACACAUGGUUAGCAGAUGUUAUUGGUCACAUACACACGGUUAGCAGAUGUUAUUGGUCACUUACACACGGUUAGCAGAUGUUAUUGGUCACAUAUACAUGGUUAGCAGAUGCUAAUGCGAGUGUAGCGAAAUGCUUGUGCUUCUAGUUCCGACAGUGCAGUAAUAUCUAACAAGUAAUCUAACACUUCCCCAACAACUAUCUGAUACACACCAAUCUAAAGAGAUGAAAUGAGAAUAUCUACAUAUAAAUAUAUGGAUGAGUGAUGGCUGAGCGGCAUUGGCAAGGUGCAGUAGAUGGUAUGAGGUACAGUAUAGACAUUAUAUGAGUAAUGUGAGAUAUGUAAACAUUAUUAAAGUGGAAUUGUUUAAAGUGACUAGUGAGUCUCUAUGUAGGCAGCAGCCUCUCUGAGUUAGUGAUUGCUGUUUAACAGUCUGAUGGCCUUGAGAUAGAAGCUGUUGAUGCACCUGUACUGACCUCCCCUUCUGGAUGGUAGCGGGGUGAACAGGCAGUGGCUCGGGUGGUUGUUGUCCUUGAUGAUCUUUUGCAAACUGCAAACUUAAUGAUUGAUUUUGAGGCGUGCAUGGCCACGCAGUCAUGGGUGAACAGGGAGUACAGGAAAGGGCUGAUCACGCACCCUUGUGGGGCCCCAGUGUUGAGGGUCAGCGAAGUGGAAAUGUUGUUUCCUACCUUCACCACCUGGGGGCGUCCCGUCAGGUAGUAUGGCCUGUUCCACAAUCUGACUGUUUGUAUAGGUGAUGUCCGUCAGCUGCCCAGUAUCCAGCCAGGAAACACCUUGUAUGGCCUGGUCCACAGUCUGGGCCGAGCCCACUGGGCCAUCGAGAUGAGGACCAAUCACAGAGCUGAGUCUCAACUCAUCGUCAACAACGCAGGACAAAUCGCAGAGAUGGGGUUGACUCGUAGUUUCCGACCGCUCCACUACGACGCCAUCUUGGAUCUGAAUGGGAGUUACAUCAUGCCCUCUGAAGACAAGAGGUUCAUCCUCAUCCUGCUGCCCAACACCAGCGAGGACUCUAACUAUGACCUCCAGAUGACUAUCCAACUGUUAUUGAAAGCUGCUCCAGGACUGAAGAAUGAUGCCACGUCACAGUUCAUUGCCUUCAGAAGGACGGAGUGUGCCUUGAUCAAUGAGCUUUGCUGCAAACAUUACUGCAACCACUGCACCAAAAACCACAAGAACCGACUAGAGUUCCAGCCGGGAGAUAAAGUCUGCUGUACAAAGAACGGCUAUGUCACAGACAGGAGCAAGGAAGGGUCUCCUGAAGAAGAGGACUUGGAGAACAGCUACGUAUCUGACAGGGCCAGGACCAAGCAGAGACUUCCUGGACUGGACGGAGAGGAGAGACGGAACGGGGACACACAGAGACUUCCUGGACUGGACGGAGAGGAGAGACGGAGAGGGAACGGGGACACACAGAGACUUCCUGGACUGGACGGAGAGGAGAGACGGAGAAGGAACGGGGACACACAGAGCAAUGGAAGUGGUGACAAAAUGAAAAGCAAAGAGAAGAAUAAAGAGCGACUGUGUAACGGAGAGAUAUUCUUUAUUAAACAUGACGUGACAGUGGAGGAGGCGGGCUCACAGCGGAGCAGGAAGCAGAGGUACUUGACUCUGGAUGAUCGUGACGGACGGGUGCUGUGUGUUUCCUUUAGGGAGCUGCAGAGAGAAUGUAAACUGCAACACGCCUGGGCUAGGACCAUACACACCUUCCAGGGGUCGGAGACCGAGACGAUUGUGUACGUGCUGGGUGACGGUAGCGUCCAGACGUGGAAACACGUGUACACGGCUGUGACACGGGGACAGAAGCGUGUAUAUGUCAUAGCCAAGAAGGAGGGCAUGGCCUCGGCUAUCAAGAGACACAUCAUCCCACGUGACACCCGGCUGGAAAUCCUGGUCAAAGAGAUGCUGGUCCAGCCUGGGGCUGAGGGGCAGGACCAACCAGACCAGAACCAAACCCAGCCGGGCACACCUCGCAGGGCAGCCCCAGGCUUCGGGCCUACACAGACCACUCCUCUGGCCUCACAGACACCUAGCUGCUCUCUAAGGACCGCCUACAGAAUCCCUGUAGCAGCACCCAGACUCCUCUCUACACCCAUCCGAGCAGUCCCACUACACGCCAAUCGUGUCCAGUCCCUCUCGACGUCGGUCCUGUCCAGGCAGCUGUGGAGAAAUGAGCCUCCAACAGCUCCUCAGGCAGAUGCUACAGACACCUCUCCAAUGGACGACAUCACUUUCAGUCGGGCGUAUACCUGGUCGCCUAUGAACAGCAGCUCUGAGGACCCCUCUCAGGAUCAGCCUGGGUCGUGUGAGAAGGAAAUCAAGAUGGAGGCUAGCAGCAGCGCUGUAGAGGAUGGAGACAUGGGGAAGGGUUCACAUUUAGCUGCUCUGCCUGGGGUUGGAGGCACCCCUUCCAAGAGGACGCUCGGUCCUGACAGCGAGGAACAGAAUGUAACUCCUUCUAAACAGAUCAAGGUGGAGCCGUUCGAUUCACCGCUGGGCUGUUCCAGACUGCAGCAGCUCUCCCUCUGCACGCCCACUUGCACCUUCCACGGCAAACGGCUUUUCCAAGGUCCACCCUCCGAUCAGGACUGAACACCUUCUCUCCCUGACCCAGGACAUCUCUCCUUGACGCAGGACAUCUUAUGAUUGAUGGCCACUACUGCAUUGAUAGCAGGAUAUUUUAAUCAAAUCAUAUUUUAUACGUCAUAUGCACGGAAUACAACAAGACCUUACCAUGAAAUGCUUACUUACAAGCCCUUAACCAACAAUGCAAUUUGAAUGAAAAUAAGAGUUAAGAAUGAUAUUUACUAAAUAAACUGAAGUUUUUUUUUUUAAGUAACACAAUAAUGAGGCUAUAUACAGGGGUACCGGUACCGAGACAAUGUGCGGGGGGUAGAGGUUAGUCGAGGUAAUUGAGGUAGGUAGAGGUGAAGUGACUAUGCAUAGAUAAUAAUGAAUAGAGAGUAGCAGUAGUGUACAUGUAGGUAGAGGUGAAGUGACUAUGCAUAGAUAAUAAUGAAUAGAGAGUAGCAGUAGUGUACAUGUAGGUAGAGGUGAAGUGACUAUGCAUAGAUAAUAAUGAAUAGAGAGUAGCAGUAGUGUACAUGUAGGUAGAGGUGAAGUGACUAUGCAUAGAUAAUAAUGAAUAGAGAGUAGCAGUAGUGUACAUGUAGGUAGAGGUGAAGUGACUAUGCAUAGAUAAUAAUGAAUAGAGAGUAGCAGUAGUGUACAUGUAGGUAGAGGUGAAGUGACUAUGCAUAGAUAAUAAUGAAUAGAGAGUAGCAGUAGUGUACAUGUAGGUAGAGGUGAAGUGACUAUGCAUAGAUAAUAAUGAAUAGAGAGUAGCAGUAGUGUACAUGUAGGUAGAGGUGAAGUGACUAUGCAUAGAUAAUAAUGAAUAGAGAGUAGCUGUAGUGUACAUGUAGGAAGGGGUAAAGUGACUAUGCAUAGAUAAGAAUGAAUAGAGAGUAGCAGUAGUGUACAUGUAGGUAGAGGUGAAGUGACUAUGCAUAGAUAAUAAUGAAUAGAGAGUAGCAGUAGUGUACAUGUAGGUAGAGGUGAAGUGACUAUGCAUAGAUAAUAAUGAAUAGAGAGUAGCAGUAGUGUACAUGUAGGUAGAGGUGAAGUGACUAUGCAUAGAUAAUAAUGAAUAGAGAGUAGCUGUAGUGUACAUGUAGGAAGGGGUAAAGUGACUAUGCAUAGAUAAGAAUGAAUAGAGAGUAGCAGUAGUGUACAUGUAGGUAGAGGUGAAGUGACUAUGCAUAGAUAAUAAUGAAUAGAGAGUAGCUGUAGUGUACAUGUAGGUAGAGGUGAAGUGACUAUGCAUAGAUAAUAAUGAAUAGAGAGUAUCAGUAGUGUACAUGUAGGUAGGGGUAAAGUGACUAUGCAUAGAUAAUAAUGAAUAGAGAGUAGCAGCAGUGUGGGGG
Messenger RNA from Salvelinus fontinalis (brook trout), 3993 nucleotides. RefSeq names its product DNA helicase B-like. NCBI's taxonomy places the organism in Eukaryota, Metazoa, Chordata, Actinopteri, Salmoniformes, Salmonidae. Bases 890 to 2659 code for a protein of 589 amino acids. The transcript is spliced from 8 exons. The record is from RefSeq and is a predicted model, not a curated record.